UCUCCGCUCAACCUCUCUCUUCAUUCUCUCAAACGAUGGGGUUUGCUUCUACAAUCCCAUUGAGAUUCGAAGCUGGGGUCUGUAGGGCUCCAAUCCGCUCACCCGAAUCCAUCUCUCUUUUAUCAUCUAAUCGCCGUUAUCAUGUCUCAUUCUUCACUUCUCAAUCUCAAGUUGGAAGGCACUGUUAUGGGCUGCGUUUGUCUCAGAUGCAGUGCUUCAGGGGUACUGAGAGAGAUGACUCAUUGAGUACAGAAGAAAUGUUGAAGAACAAUCCUCAAUCACAUGACAAAAAAGAGAAUGCUGAAAAGGCAAUCAUAGGUUCCUCUUCGGAUAGAAAAAGAGAUCCAUCAACCGAUAGAUCUUCUGCAAUCAGAAGCGUUGCCUUAUGGGUGAGCGCUUCUGUGACUUUUGGUAUUGCUUUGGGAUUAAAGGAAGGCGUCGAUAAAGCAUCUGAAUAUUUUGCCGGGUACCUCCUAGAACAGAGUUUGUCAGUGGACAAUCUCUUUGUUUUUGUUUUAAUCUUCAAAUACUUCAAUGUGCCAGUACAAUACCAGAACAGAGUGCUCUCUUAUGGUAUUGCUGGUGCAGUUGUCUUUCGUGCUAUAAUGAUCCUGCUUGGCACUGCAACCCUUCAGAGAUUUGAAGCAGUGAACUUAUUACUGGCCUCAAUUCUUCUAUUCUCAUCUUACAAGCUAUUUUCUUCUGAAGAGGAGGAGACUGACCUUUCUGAUAACUUUAUCGUGAAAACAUGCCAGAAGUUCAUUCCAGUUACUGCAUAUUACGAUGGAGAUCGCUUCUUUACUAUUCAAGAGGGUGUACGGAAAGCUACACCUUUACUCCUCACAGUUGCAGUUAUUGAGCUUAGUGAUAUAGCUUUCGCAAUUGACUCAAUACCGGCAGUUUUUGGUGUUACAAGGGAUCCAUUCAUAGUUUUCACUUCAAAUUUAUUUGCCAUUACAGGGUUAAGAUCGUUAUAUUUAAUUAUAUCUGGAAGUAUGUCAGAUCUGGAAUAUUUACAGCCUGCUAUUGGAGUUGUAUUAGGCUUUAUUGCCACAAAGAUGAUUCUUGAUUUCUUUGGUUAUCAUAUAUCAACCGAGGUUUCUCUUGGAGUUGUCGCCACAAGUUUGGGUGCUGGUGUGUUGUUGAGCCUUCUUAAAAGAUCUGAUUAAUGAAGAGAUCAGUCCUGAGGAGCUUGUGAAUUACUGUAGUUGUAUUUUAUUCCUUGUACCAUAAUCAUUUUGUCAAUGUAAAUUUACUAUCAAGUGUCAACGAAACAUAAGCUAGUAAUUGCUCAGCGGUUAGUUCGAGUUAUCAAGUUUAUUUGCAUUUUUUUGAAUA
Messenger RNA from Asparagus officinalis (garden asparagus), 1338 nucleotides. Its product is annotated as thylakoid membrane protein TERC, chloroplastic. Gene Ontology annotation, cellular component: membrane. The coding region runs from base 36 to 1169 and encodes 377 amino acids. The transcript has 14 exons. The record is from RefSeq and is a predicted model, not a curated record. NCBI's taxonomy places the organism in Eukaryota, Viridiplantae, Streptophyta, Magnoliopsida, Asparagales, Asparagaceae.